UGAUGUCACACUGACCUCUAAGUUACUGCUUCCCUGGCUCAGAAAAUUAUAGCUCUUAUCUGAAAUCCUGUGGCUGAAAUAUCAUGCUGUUUAAAAUGGACCUGAACUAUUUCACUAUGAAUUUUAAAGACUUUUUUCUGCUCAAUCUUUAACAUGGCUUCUGGCACAAACAAGGUCAACUCACCAUAGAUUUUUUUUCCCAGCUGGAAAAGAAACAUGUUCAUUCAAGGCCUGUCUCUGGUCAUUCCUCUCUGGUCUGUCUGCUUUAUCAAAGAGAGCUUCUGUAUCUGUGCUAGAACUACCUGGGCAAAGGUUGGAUGGGAGAUUUUUCCAGGGGAAGUGGACUUGAUGCAGCUUACGCCUCCACCUUCCCACUUACCCUAUGGUCUGGACCAGCUGGGCUACAACUUUUGGAGUUGUACCCAGCUCUCUUAUAUUUUAGUGGAAACUCUCUUUGUAAUCCUGACUGCUUUAUCUGGACAUUAUCUUUGGACCCAAUGGAAGAAACACACAAGGAAGCCAGAAGAUAAUUUUUCCAUAAAUGGUGAUCAACAAAAUCAGUCCAUUUAUGACAUUGACCAAAUCAUCUGCAGGCUGAUGUCAACCACAUCAAUGCUAACAAGAUAUGUAAAGCAAGUAUCCCACCAUUCCCCCAAAAAAUUGAAACACAGGAGAAAAUUAAGGAAAAAAAUUAAGGAUGGAGACACACUCGACUGGAACUUCCAAAUGUGUUCACACAUUAAUUCAAAUUUCUCUGGUAUAGACCUUUUAGAAGAUAACUAUUGAAAGAGAAGACUCUUUUUUUGGAUGAAAAUU
This is a messenger RNA of Sarcophilus harrisii (Tasmanian devil), 816 nucleotides long. RefSeq names its product testis expressed 50 (gene TEX50). Lineage: Eukaryota; Metazoa; Chordata; Mammalia; Dasyuromorphia; Dasyuridae. The coding region runs from base 217 to 786 and encodes 189 amino acids. The record is from RefSeq and is a predicted model, not a curated record. The transcript is spliced from 2 exons.